ACGAAGUGCAAUUUGUCCCGUUGUCAUUGAGUAAAGGCAAACAAGAAGCUCCAUGGCCCAGUAUCACAUGCAUAUUGUUUUGUCUCCCUAUUUUACCUCCCUCUGCUCAGUAGCCACUGUGGACUCCACCAUUUUAUACUGCCAUGUGCCAAGCUUAGAAAACUCUCAUCAGUUUUCUGUAUUUUACAAAGAAAACAUACAUUUUCCAGUACAGUGUAGCCAAUGGGUGUAUAGGCAUUUGCCCUACAAAGUUACAAGGCAGGGUCUAGUUGUAACCAUAUAACGAUCAGAGAAGCUGAAUUGUGAAGUGGGUACAUUUCUGAUCAGAGAGAAAGCAAUUAUUCAGCUGUACUCUUGUUGUCUGGUGCCUACGGUACAGUAUCCUUGAAGAGUGUCCAAAGGACACAGAUUUUAAUAAUGGCAUCUGAUGUUUUGGGUCACUGAACAUUUGAUUGUUUUCAAGAGGAUUUUAAAGCAGCAAUAAUGGGGAAGUGGGUGAGCAUGAGGAUGGGAUUGAUGUUAGUAGGAAUUGUUGCUGCUGUAUUGCAUCUGAUUCCGGUCAAAGCUGAGGUGUAUAUUGUUACAGUUGAAGGAGAUCCUGUGGUAGGCUACACAGGCUCCAUUCCUGGGUUCGAGGCGACUGCUGUAUCCGGUGGCAAGAUUGAUGCAACAAGUGAAGCCGUCAAAUCCUAUUCCCAACACUUGGCGUUGCAGCAUGAUAAGCUUCUAGAUGAACUCUUCAACACAGACAGCUACAAAAAACUCUACAGCUACCGACAUAUCAUCAAUGGCUUUGCUGUGCAAAUGUCAGCGGAUCAGGCAGAGAGAUUAAGGAAAUCGCCACGGGUAAAACAUGUUCAGAAGGACUGGAAAGUUAAAAGAUUGACAACCCAUACCCCAGAGUUUCUGGGCCUUCCAACAACAGUGUGGCCAAGUGGAGGAGGCGAACAGAAAGCAGGAGAGGGGAUUGUGAUUGGUAUAAUUGAUACAGGGAUUUAUCCUCAACAUCCAAGCUUUGCAGUGCACAAUUUGUCCCAUUUUGGGCCUGUUCCUGGUUACACAGGAAAAUGUGAGGUUGACCCCAGUACUAAUAGGAAUUUCUGUAAUGGAAAGAUUGUUGGGGCUCAGCAUUUUGCAUCUGCUGCAAUUGCAGCAGGGUCAUUCAACCCUUCGAUUGAUUUUGCUUCGCCUCUAGAUGGGGAUGGGCAUGGAAGUCACACAGCCGCAACAGCAGCAGGGAAUUAUGGAAUACGAGUGAGAAUGCAUGGUUAUGAAUUUGGAAAGGCAAGUGGAAUGGCUCCUAGGGCACGUAUUGCUGUCUACAAGGCCUUAUACCGGCAAUUUGGAGGUUUUGUUGCUGAUGUGGUGGCAGCCAUUGAUCAGGCUGUAGAAGACGGUGUUGAUGUUUUGAACCUCUCUGUUGGACCAAACAGUCCUCCUGCAUCUGGAAAGACUACAUUCCUCAAUCCUUUUGAUGUUGCCCUUCUUUAUGCUGUCAAAGCAGGAGUAUUUGUAGUACAGGCAGCAGGAAAUGGCGGUCCAUUUCCCAAAUCUAUGGUGUCAUUCAGCCCAUGGAUAACCUCUGUUGCGGCUGGUGUGGAUGAUCGAAGCUAUGAAAAUAUGGUUUUUCUAGAAAAUGGAAAAAGCAUUCCAGGGAUUGGUCUUGCGCCUCCAACACGAAAAGACAAGUCAUACACCCUAGUUGCAGCAAACGAUGCCAUGUUAAAUACUUCUGAUAUAAUGUUCAAUCCAUUUGACUGCCAAAGGCCUGAGGUUCUGAACAAGGCUCUUAUUCAGGGCAACAUUUUAGUCUGUGGGUACUCAUACAAUUUUGUAUUCGGUGGUGCAUGUGUGAGACGUGUGGCAGAAACAGCUAGGAGUUUAAGCGCAGCUGGUUUUAUUCUAGUUGUGGAGACUGUUUCACCAGGAGCUAAAUUUGAUCCAGUUCCAGUUGCAGUUCCAGGAAUUGUUAUAACUGAAACAGACAAAUCAUCGGUUCUUAUAGAUUAUUAUAAUAGAUCGACAAUAAGGGAUGCGUCAGGUCAAGUCACAAGCUUUAGAGCGAAAGCUAUGAUAGGAAAUGGGCUGACUCCUAAAUUCCAAAGCGCAGCCCCUCAAGUGGCCGUUUAUUCUUCGAGAGGACCAGAUGUAAUGGAUUAUAGUUAUGAGGAUACUGAUGUUCUAAAGCCAGACAUUCUGGCUCCAGGUUCUCUAAUAUGGGCCGCGUGGACUCCAAAUGGGACUGAUGAGGCUAAUUAUCAAGGAGAAGGAUUUGCAAUGAUAUCAGGAACAAGCAUGGCAGCACCUCACAUAGCUGGCAUUGCAGCUUUGAUCAAGCAGAAGCAUCCUGAAUGGAGCCCAACUGCCAUCAAGUCAGCAUUACAAACAACAUCUACAGUUGUAGACCACAAGGGAAAUCCCAUACAAGCACAACAUCUUUCUGAUGCAGGUGUUCCAGUACUUGUACCGGCCACACCAUUCGAUUAUGGAAGUGGUGCAGUGAAUCCUAAAGGAGCUCUUGAUCCAGGGCUCAUUUUUGAUGCAGGAUAUGAAGAUUAUGUCAGCUUCCUCUGUUCUGUUACAGGCAUUGAUAAAGGCCAAGUUUCCAAUAUUACUGGUUCGGUAUGUGGCCCAAAAUCGGGGCACCCAACUGAUCUUAACACACCAUCCAUAGCAUUAUCUAAUCUUGUUGGAUCUCAGAUCAUAUUGAGAAAAGUCACUAAUGUGGCGCAAAAAGAAACAUACAAACUAUCCAGCUCAAUGCCACCAGACAUUUCUUUGACUAUAGAACCUUCAGUACUGAUUAUGGAAGUAGGUCAGACCAAAUCAUUUUCAGUCACACUAUCUUCCAAACUUCCCACUGGAAGUUAUAGCUUUGGUGAAAUUCUAUUCCAAGGAGACAAAGGUCACCUAGUGAGAAUGCCUGUAGCAGUAUUAGCGAAGUAUCCUAAUUAAUGAGCCUUAAGCAGUGUAUUUUAGGUUCAUCAAUUUAUAUUUUUGUAGGCUAUAUUAUUCUUUGUAGUAAUUUUAAUAAGUUUAGAAUUUUUACUAAAGUGGAAGAAGUGAGGAGCAACUCAGCUCCUCUCCUCUUUGAAAAUAGGCAUCAAGAAUCUUUUUGGAGCUGGGAGAGAAAAUAUUUAUUUACUAUUUUCUGUGCUUCAGAAAUAUAGAUGUAACUAUGCAGUUACAGAAUAAUUGUCUGUGAACAAUUGGUGUCUGUAUUUUGAUUGAUUUAUCUUGUGGGAGCACCAUGGAGCACCACUGCCUUUUACGUACGUGUAUACAAAAAAGGUUCUAUUCUAUAAUAGGUAUCCUAAGCAAUGAAUUUUUCCCACCAA
Messenger RNA from Cryptomeria japonica (Japanese cedar), 3338 nucleotides. RefSeq names its product subtilisin-like protease SBT2.5. Gene Ontology annotation, biological process: proteolysis. The coding region runs from base 484 to 2955 and encodes 823 amino acids. The record is from RefSeq and is a predicted model, not a curated record. Gene Ontology annotation, molecular function: serine-type endopeptidase activity. Lineage: Eukaryota; Viridiplantae; Streptophyta; Pinopsida; Cupressales; Cupressaceae. The transcript is spliced from 10 exons.